Molecule: messenger RNA, 1023 nt
Organism: Trichophyton benhamiae CBS 112371
Lineage: Eukaryota; Fungi; Ascomycota; Eurotiomycetes; Onygenales; Arthrodermataceae
Exons: 4
Coding region: 1-1023 (340 amino acids)
Biological process (GO): cytoplasmic translational initiation
Cellular component (GO): eukaryotic translation initiation factor 3 complex, eIF3m; cytoplasm
Molecular function (GO): protein binding; RNA binding; translation initiation factor activity
Source: RefSeq, a predicted model, not a curated record
AUGAGACCAAUCCUUCUCCAGGGUCAUGAACGAUCCUUGACCCAGAUCAAGUUCUCACGGGACGGCGAUCUUCUUUUCUCGGUAGCCAAGGAUAAGAACAUUUGUGUCUGGUACUAUGCGAACGGCGAGCGACUAGGCACCUACUCUGGCCAUCAGGGUGCGCUAUGGACCAUUGACCCAAGCCCCAACACCGUACUGCUCGCCUCGGGAGCGGCAGAUAACACAGUCAAGCUAUGGAACAUCAAGACCGGCGAGUGCGUUAAGACAUGGGACUUCCCUACGGCCGUGAAGCGGGUCGAGUUCUCUGCCGAUGGAUCGAAGCUGUUGGCGGUUACAGAGAAGCGAAUGGGCUACCUGGGCACCAUCGUUGUUUUCGAUAUUGCAUAUGGAGACGGUGAGGGGAACAACCUCCACGAGCAGGCCGACGAACCCAUCUUGAAAAUCACUUGCGAGGAGAGCAAGGCCACCGUUGCUGGCUGGAGUUACCUGGCGAAAUACAUUAUUGCUGGACACGAGGACGGAAGCAUCAGUCAGUACGACGCAAAGACCGGCGACCAGCUAGAAAACGUUCAGGCACACGAGCUCGACUGCAAGAUCACUGAUCUUCAGUUCUCCGCUGACAGGACAUACUUCAUCACCGCCUGCUCCGACAAAUCGGCCAAGAUCCUCUCAUCAAGCACCCUCGAAAUCCUCAAGACCUACACUGCCGAUACCCCUCUCAACACAGCAGCCAUAACGGCAAAGAAGGACUUCGUCGUGCUCGGUGGUGGCCAGGCUGCCAUGGACGUGACUACCACCUCCGCCAGACAAGGAAAGUUUGAGGCCCGAUUCUACCACAAGAUAUUCGAGGACGAGAUCGGCCGUGUCAGGGGUCACUUCGGUCCCCUGAACACGAUCGCCGUCCACCCUGCCGGCGUUGGCUAUGCGUCUGGCGGAGAAGACGGAUACGUACGUGUUCAUCAUUUUGACAAGUCCUAUUUCGAUUUUAUGUAUGAAGUUGAGAGGGAGCAGUUGAGGAAGUGA